Geodia barretti is the source of this 201-nucleotide messenger RNA. The record is from the annotation of a GenBank genome assembly. NCBI's taxonomy places the organism in Eukaryota, Metazoa, Porifera, Demospongiae, Tetractinellida, Geodiidae.
GGCAGACUGAUUACAACAGCAAGAGGUUCAUAUUUUGGAGUAAAAAGACGAGACAGUGCUGGUUCUUCAACAUUGACUUCAAUUCCUGAGGGUGAUGUCCCAGCAUGGGAUAAUUGGGCAGAAUCCAGCUUCUCUUCGAGUGAAACCUCAGACCAAAACUUUACUGACGACUCAACAUCUGUUUUGACCACCACUACUACA